This is a messenger RNA of Corylus avellana, 1014 nucleotides long. NCBI's taxonomy places the organism in Eukaryota, Viridiplantae, Streptophyta, Magnoliopsida, Fagales, Betulaceae. The record is from RefSeq and is a predicted model, not a curated record.
AUGACUAGCAGCACUGGUGUGAAUGCUGGAUACUGGUACUGGAAGGGUGAGUUGCAGCCGGACAGCAUAGAUUCCAGCCUUUUCACCCAUCUUUUUACUGCCUUUGCCGAUGUCAACCCUGGCACCUACAACCUCAGGUUUCCUCCCGGGUAUGAGACUCAAUUUCAAUCCUUCGCAAAAACCGUGAAGAGCAUCAACUCUGAUGUUAAAGCCAUUUUAUCCAUCGGUGGAGACACUGAUCCUUCCAUUUUUGCCACAAUCGCUAGCGAUUCUAAUUACCGUAAAACAUUCAUAGGUUCCUCCAUUGAUGUAGCCAGGGAUUUCAACUACGAUGGCCUUAGCCUGAACUGGCUGUAUCCCGAUCAAACGACCAACCUUGUCACACUCCUCAAAGAGUGGCGAGCUACCCUGAACGAUAAGGCGCCUAAGCUGCUUCUAACCGUUGCCGUAUCUGACAACCCAGAGGAUUAUCCCAUUCAGGAUAUCGAGGAUAUCGUAAAUUCCUUGGACUGGUUCAACGUAGUGGCCUAUGACUUGAAGGCCCCUGUUACCUCACCCAAUUCCAUUUUACCGCUUGCUCCAUUUCUCAAUCCAUUACCCUCUGCUCUAAUUCUUAGCGUGGCCCAAGUCAUCGAUUUUUGGAUCUCUAAAGGCGUGCCGGUCAACAAAUUAGUCAUCGGCCUUCCAUUUCAUGGCCGCAGUUGGCUUCUGCAAAAUGCUCAUAACCACGAAAUAUUCUCAGAUGCUAGUGGAGCUGCGACUGAAGUAAGUGACCCCAUACUUUAUCGACAAAUCCAGGAACAUAUUAAAACAGAACGUGGCGUAGAAGUGAUCGAUCACAACUAUGUCGCACAGUAUUGGUAUUUUGGGACAACGUGGAGUGGUUAUGAUGGUAAGGAUAUCAUCUCUGAUAAGGUUACAUAUGUCAAGCAAAAUAAAUUGCUUGGUUAUUUUGCAUGGCAUGUGGACGGCGACGACUCUGACUGGGCUCUUUCAAACCAAGGUAAUUAUUAA